AAUUUCCCAUUAUGACACCUAAAAACUGUAUGUGGGUAAAGAUUCCAUCAUUCUAUUCCAAUUACCUACAAUGGCUAAAUGCUGGGAAAUGUUCAUACUGCCAAACCCAGUGUCUCUACAUUUCCCUGUGCGUAAUGGCUGAAAUAUUCAAACGUUUUGGGUUGAGGACCGGGCGUUGAGUUUAUAUUUCUUUAUAAUAACACAAUGUGCGCACUGGCAGUUAAGCUACCGAUGAUAUGUAGGCCUUUUAUGGGUGUCCUGCGCAAGAAUGGCGUGGAGUGGAAUUGGCGUCGUGGGCUACAUGGACUUCCACAGGAUGGCAGCGUCAUUUGUUUGCGCAACAGCGUCAAUGGGGCAGAGGUUUAUCUGGUUGGUACAUGCCAUGUAUCGGAAAAAAGUGCACAGCUUGUCAAACAGAUUGCACUGGAGGAGUGCAAAAGACUGGAAGCACAACUUCUUCUCAUUGAUGAAGAUAUUUAUGUAACAGUAAGAAACUUGGGUGAUGUACUAUCACGAAGACCUUAUCUAAGCAUAAUUAAGGAUAAAGAGAUGCUCAAGGAAUUGGCUGAAAAAUUAGAAAUAGAAGAGCUGCUUGAGAAUACGACUGUGAGGAAUUUUUUCAGAAAACUUACAGAGAAGUUGAUUGAGAAUACGACUCAGAGGAAUUUUGUCAGAAAACUUACCGAGAAGUUGACAAGUGAAAUUCCUGAUAUUGUGAGGGUGAUUUUAACUCAAAGGGACCAAAUGAUGUUUGAGAACCUCAGGAAAUGUAAAGGGAAGGUAGUUGCUGUGGUGGGGAUGGCUCAUAUGGAUGGAAUCGAGCAGAUGUGGAAAGAUAUCGAACAAAAUCUUUGAAUGAUAGAUGGACCCCUGGCCUCAGUCUGAGCAUUAUCUGAGCCCAGCAAUGGUGGGAUCACACAUGUGGGGCCCAUCCUUGAGAGUGACAAGAUUCAAACUUGUGAGCAUAACUGUCCAGCAGGGGCACAAACUCCUCAAGUGCACCAGCCCAGCAGAGAUUUUAACCUGAGUGGUUGUUAAAACAAUGAUGUGCUUCAACCAUGGCUCUAUGCCCUUAAUGGCAUAUGCAUGAUAAAGGUUGACUGUAGACAGCAGAGUAAUUAAAAUCUUACAUCCAUAGAACUCUAGAAAAUAUAGUGUAUACAUGAUAAAAUGUUAAUAGAUAAUCCUACACUUAUUAAAUUUUCGAUGCCUUUUAUUCAGUUUGAGGACACACUUGUCUCUAAUAUUUUGUUUUCUUUUAUUCAG
Messenger RNA from Cryptomeria japonica (Japanese cedar), 1266 nucleotides. RefSeq lists its product as uncharacterized. The coding region runs from base 205 to 855 and encodes 216 amino acids. Lineage: Eukaryota; Viridiplantae; Streptophyta; Pinopsida; Cupressales; Cupressaceae. The transcript is spliced from 6 exons. The record is from RefSeq and is a predicted model, not a curated record.